CAUAAAUCGGCACACCGACUCUUCAAACUUCGAGGUUUCCCCAUCAACGCGGAAGUCUGCCGCAAUUAACCCGGAUGGCAGACAAGAAGUGCUCGGAUUGGCUGACUAUCGGUCAGCAUGUCAGCCCUAGCAGCAGGGCGAAAUCCACGUAGCUAAUCCCACAUAUACUUGCGAGGGGAAGCUGGCCUGGAUGCUGCCUUGCUGAACAUAAAGAGUUUCACUUUCCUCUGUGGCGAUACUGUAUUGUAUAGUUGCUUCACGCCUGUGAGCUCUACACGUACUAAGAACUUGCAUCUUUCGUGAGAGACCACGCUCUGUCCUCAUUUUGUUGUGCCGUCAACAUGGGCAUCUCAACAGUUGUAGGAGCUAUCGGGCUCCUGGCAGCGAUUGGGGUCUUUCUGAGCAAUUUUUUGCGCAUCAAAGUGGACCCGCGAGAGCCACCUGUUGUCCAUCCAUCGAUACCACUUCUCGGACAUAUCAUUGGUAUGCUCACAGAGGGGCCAUUGUACCUCAAAAAGAUCAGUGAAAAAUGUAAACAACCAAUAUUCACCAUGCCCAUGCUAAACGACCGCACUUAUGUCGUAACAUCUCCCCCGCUUGCCAUGGCGGUCCAACGUGCCGCAGCAACCCUCGAUUUCGAUCAGCUGGUAGUCGAAAUGACUCCUCGUAUGUUUGGUUUGAGCGCCGAAACAAAACACAUACUACAAGAUCCUACAGCUAAACAGGAGGGAAGAGAGCGGAUGGUUACUCGAUCACACUACAUCAUAACUCCAGCUUUAGGACCGCAAAAAGUACGAGAGAUCGCGGAAACUCAGUUGAACUUGUUCGGCAAACAGAUAAGCGACAUCGAAGACGGAAUGGAAACAGAGCUGUUUCGAUACAUUACGAGAGGAUUAACCAAAACGUCAAUGCAAACGUUCUACGGACCUGAGAACCCAUUUGCUCUACAUCCUGAACUGGUAGAAAGUUUCUGGGACUGGGAGACUGGAGCCGUAGCAUAUAUGGUUAACGUCCUUCCCAAAAUCACAGCUCGUAAAGCUUACUACGGACUCGAAGCCUGUGUCAAGGGUUUUGUCGAAUAUUUUGAGAAUGGACGAGGAAACCAAGCGCUCACGAUGCUCCAAGACAGGAAGAAAAUGCACGAGGACGAAGGCAUCUCCCUAUAUGAGCACUGUCGAUUGGAGAUGGCUUUCUCUUUCGCCAUCAGUUCAAACGCUGGAAUUACCUCGUUCUGGGUAGUCAACAACAUCUUCAGCCGUCCCGAGCUCGUGUCGCAAAUCCGCGAAGAAAUUUCCGCCAACGCUCUCGUAGCCCCCGGUACCAUCUCUGCCUCCAGGUUGAAGGAUUCGUGUCCACUUCUCAGUUCGGUGUAUCGCGAGACCAUGCGCAUAACUGCACCUAUGGCAUCUGCGCGGUUCGUUCUCGAAGACACUAUUCUCGCAGACACAUAUCUCUUGCGUAAGAACACCACGGUUCAGAUCGCUGGUGGUGUUAUGCACGCUGAUGGUGAUAUCUGGGGUCCUGAUGUCUCAUCCUUCAACGCACGCCGCUUCAUGCAUAACCUCAACGGCUCGAAAUCCAAUGCUGACGGUAGCGUCCCCGAGGGAAAGGCGAACGCGAUACACCCAGCGGCCUUCAGGGCCUUUGGCGGUGGCUCAAGUCUCUGCCCGGGAAGACAUUUUGCGCAGGCGGAGAUUUCGGGUUUGGUAGCACUCUUGGUGUUGGGAUUUGAUCUGCUGCCCGUCGAGGGGGCACAGAAGGUGCAAUGGGAUCCGCCAAGGGAUGAUAAGAGGUUUCCACUUUCAGUGACGAAGCCGCUGAGGGAGGUGAGGGUCAAAAUGCAGAGGAGAAAGGGGAUGGAAGAUGUAAAAUGGGUAUUUACACAGUAAAUGUACGCUUGGUUUCGAAUGCGGUGGUGCGGCCCUGACGGCGCUUCGGGUCACUUGCUCGAGUGGUAUAGUAUCUGGGCACAUUUGGCGACCAUUCGAUACCAAUAAACCUUGUGUGGCUGCAACCCAUUAGAAGUCUCAAGCUGUGACCCGUUGGUCGGGCUUCCUCAUGGAGCGUGAACAAACCUGCUGAUCAAGUCAUACAUCAGGACUGACGACACCAGUCUUGAUCGUU
Dothidotthia symphoricarpi CBS 119687 is the source of this 2124-nucleotide messenger RNA. Its product is annotated as cytochrome P450. Lineage: Eukaryota; Fungi; Ascomycota; Dothideomycetes; Pleosporales; Dothidotthiaceae. Gene Ontology annotation, molecular function: iron ion binding; heme binding; oxidoreductase activity, acting on paired donors, with incorporation or reduction of molecular oxygen. The record is from RefSeq and is a predicted model, not a curated record. The transcript has 2 exons. Bases 342 to 1889 code for a protein of 515 amino acids.